This is a messenger RNA of Bolinopsis microptera, 2086 nucleotides long. Its product is annotated as serine/threonine-protein kinase prk-2-like. The record is from RefSeq and is a predicted model, not a curated record. Gene Ontology annotation, cellular component: cytoplasm. Gene Ontology annotation, biological process: protein autophosphorylation. The transcript has 4 exons. Gene Ontology annotation, molecular function: protein serine/threonine kinase activity; ATP binding. NCBI's taxonomy places the organism in Eukaryota, Metazoa, Ctenophora, Tentaculata, Lobata, Bolinopsidae. Bases 550 to 1437 code for a protein of 295 amino acids.
ACUGGUUUUUAUGACCAAUUCAUCAUGACGGAUGCUAACUGGCUGGAAAUGAACAAGUCACACGGUGUGACACUUCCGUCACACGGCGUGACACUUCCGUCAGAUGCUCAACCCUCCAACUCAACCCACCAGCUUAAAAAUAGCAUCUGUCGUCGUAAAACUGUUCACUUUGUCGACCCAUUACAAAGAAUUUGCAGCCUUUCCUGACAACGUGUUAGAUUCCGAGUAAUAGUUAUGAGAGCAAAUAGUUGAAUACCAACAUGUUUUAACUCCGCCACCUCGACCCUAGUACAUUUAGCAUUCCGGAAAAUCCCUUUUUGCAUUUCAACGAGCUCACAGGAAUAAACCCUUAUAACGCCCGUUUGUGCUUGCAUUUCUCACUUUCCUACAUUUCUUCUCGUUGCUGUUGCGUGUGUGUGUGACCGUGAAACCUACCUUCGUUAACAAUCUAGUGAGACCUAGCUCUUUGUUUUUUGAAGACUCUCUUUUGUUAUAACCCGUUAACUGGAGAAGACUACUAAAGACUAAUCACCAAGUAAAGAAACCAAGAUGCUAGAGACAGUAGCCCAAUACUUAUCAUCCAACUGCUUCUCGUGGAGAGCCGACAAGAUCAGGAAGCAACUUCCCAGAGGACCCGCCGAGAACACCUUCUACCACAAGUACUAUGUAGUCCGCAAGUUGGGGUCCGGAGGAUACGGUACAGUGUUCCUGGUGGCACGCAGAGCCGACAACAAGAGGUUCGCUGCUAAGAUAGUACCACAAGCAAGAUGCAGGAGAACAACCUGGUGCACUGCAAGACAGAUGUGGGUACCGGACGAGGUAACAAUCUGGGAGGCCCUUCAACCCCACGACAACAUAGUGCAACUAGUGGAGUCGUACCUGGAACGAGGACACUGGAUCCUGGUUACGGAGUACCUGACGGGAUACCUCGACCUCUUCGACUACAACAUCGCAAUCAAGAAGCUGCCUCUGACGGAAGUGCGAGCGAUCCUAAGACAGGUGAUCAGGACGUGUCAAAACCUUAUUGAGCUGGGAGUGGAUCACAGGGACAUCAAGGACGAGAAUCUGCUCUACAACCCAGAGACGCAACAUGUCAAGCUUCUCGACUUUGGGUCCGCUUCAAGGAUUACUCCUGAGCAAACUUACAAUCACAUUCAAGGUACAGACAUCUACAUUCCCUACGAGUUCUACUCAAGUAGCUGCUACACACCGGACGGAGGGACCGUUUGGUCAAUAGGGUGUCUGGCUUACAUUCUUCUGAACAGGAGACCCCCCUUCGUUAACAGGGAACAUGUCAAAACACACGACACCAUUAACUGGCUCAACCCAGACGAUGGUGGACUGAAGGAGUUUGUGGAGAAGUGUUUGGUGAAAGACCCUGAACAAAGGUGGAAGUUGGACGAGAUCGCAGAGUUUGAGUGGUUACAUGUGGACUGAGAGAGACAACUAAUUUAUCCGUGACUGUGAAGAGGAUUAAAUAAGAUAUUGAAGAUGUGUCAGCAGAAGAAAUUAUACCAUUCAGGAGUAAUGAAGUGCAACGUUGUUGUUUGUAAGACUGUGAAUGUCCAACAAGUUGCUUUUUAAAUUGUCGAUUUAAUCGAAGAUUGAGAGAUACUGAAAAGAAGUUAAAGUUAAAGACUUUAUUUGAGGGAAAUAAUUUGUUGUGUUUUAUCUCAUUUCGUGAAAGUGAGAUACGAUAAUUAAACAUGAUAUUAUCAUGGAAAUGUAUAUUAAUGGUGUUAUUAUCAUUAUUCGUAAAGGCUUCAUAACGAGCAGUUUCAUAUCUAGGUCAUCUUUUUUUGUGGCUUAAAACUGUGAAUCUUAAUGAAGUCAAAUUGUAUCAGACAACUUAAACAACAUCAGAGAACUUCCUUAAUAUUUUAAAUCAUUGAUAUAUGCAAAACAUAUAUAAUAAUGCUGUUUCAAACUUAAAUGGUGCAGUGAGAUCACUUAUAAAUACUAAUUAUUGUAAAUUAAAUGUUCCGUUAUUUCUGGAUCUCAUAUUUAUUAUUAUUUUCGUUCUAUCGAGAUUCUGGAUUCUGAUAAAAAUGCUUUAUUUAUGUGCUUUGACACAUAACCUACUGAA